This is a messenger RNA of Girardinichthys multiradiatus, 5819 nucleotides long. RefSeq names its product XK, Kell blood group complex subunit-related family, member 6a (gene xkr6a). Gene Ontology annotation, biological process: apoptotic process involved in development; engulfment of apoptotic cell; phosphatidylserine exposure on apoptotic cell surface. The record is from RefSeq and is a predicted model, not a curated record. Lineage: Eukaryota; Metazoa; Chordata; Actinopteri; Cyprinodontiformes; Goodeidae. The transcript has 4 exons. Gene Ontology annotation, cellular component: plasma membrane. The coding region runs from base 557 to 2266 and encodes 569 amino acids.
AAGUGAACAGUAGGAGGGAAACAGGAGCUGCAGAGGGGCUGGAGCCGCGGAAAGCAGAGGAGCGGACAGUGGUGGCAGCCGCUACCGGGAACCUGCAGGCUGUUCUGUAACAGGGAGGCUUAGAGAAGGAAACAAAACCCGAGUGUCCGGUGGGCUGACACACAUAUUGCCGUCAGAUACGCACGCGUGUCUUAAUAACAGCCGGAGAUGCAUUACGUCAUAACCUCCCAUCGCCCUGGAUGACCGAGCUCGCAAGAGGAGAUGAUGUGGGGCUGCUGGAGUAGAAGAGAAGCAGAUUCCGCCGCUGCCGCACGCGAACGCCCGGGGGCGGUGUCCCGCGUGGGGAAGCAAGAAGAAGGGGAGCCGCUCUCGCGCGGCCGCCGGCUCUGAUGGCUCCUCGCGCCCCGGGCGGGAAAGAGACACAGCAGUCGCCGCGGCGCGAGAGGGAAGAGGACAGGAGGUACCUGGGAAGUGACGUGGUGUCCGCACCCCUCAAGCAGUCACCACGGUGCGGUUGUCGUGCGUUUCACAGGAGGGCAGGAGCGGGAAGGGGAAUAUGGCCGCGCAGUCGGACGGCGGCAAAGCCGGGGUCGGCUGCGGCGGCGGCGGCGGUUUCGCCCAGCUGUACGAUAUUGACUCCGAGGAGCCGAUGGAUUCCGCCGCAAUCCACAUCUGCCAGUGCUGCCGCUCCUCCGCCUGCUACUGGGGCUGCCGCUCAGCCUGCUUGGGCUCGCUGCUCGGCGGGGGGCAGCCCGUCGGAGGGGUCGGGGUCCGGGAGACUCACUGCCCGCCCCGCGAGCAGCUGUGGCUGGACUGCCUGUGGAUCAUCCUCGCCCUGCUCGUCUUCUUCUGGGACGUUGGCACUGACCUGUGCCUGGCGGCGUACUACUACCAGAGGCAGAAAUACAUCUGGUUCGGCCUCACGCUCUUCUUUGUGCUGGUACCGUCCGUGCUGGUCCAGAUUCUGAGUUUCCGCUGGUUCGUACAGGACUACACCGGCGGGGGGCUCGGAGAGGUUGAAGGGCUUUCGAAGAGGAGAACAGUGGUUCAGGGGUGCCUGUAUCCCGGCAAGGACCGCCUGCAGCUGGCCACCAUCUGGCUGUGGCAGGCCAUCAUACACGUCCUGCAGCUGGGACAGGUGUGGAGGUACAUCCGAACGCUGUAUCUGGGGGUCGUGUCGCGGCGGCAGAAGGAGCACCAGCGACGGUGGUACUGGGCCAUGAUGUUCGAGUACGCCGAUGUCAACAUGCUGCGCUUGCUGGAGACGUUCCUGGAGUCGGCGCCCCAGCUGGUGCUGCAGCUCUACAUCAUGAUCCAACAGAACCGAGCCGAGACCCUGCAGUGCGUCUCCUCCCUGGCCUCCCUCCUCUCCCUGGCCUGGGUUCUGGCCUCCUACCACAAGCUGCUGCGCGACUCCCGGGAUGACCAGCGCAGCAUGAGUUACCGUGGCGCGCUGCUCCACCUCUGCUGGCGCCUCUUCACUAUCUCGUCCCGCGUCCUCUCGCUAGCCCUCUUCGCCUCCCUCUUCCACAUCUACUUCGGCAUCUUUGUGGUGCUGCACUGGUGCGCCAUGGCCUUCUGGGUGGUGCAUGGGGGCACCGACUUCUGCAUGUCGAAGUGGGAGGAGGUGCUCUUCAACAUGGUGGUUGGUAUUGUUUACAUCUUCUGUUGGUUUAACGUGAAGGAGGGUCGGACGCGUUAUCGGAUGAUCACGUACUACAUCGUGGUGUUGGCGGAGAAUACCAUCCUUACCGGCCUGUGGUAUGUCUAUCGGGAUCCGGUGCUGACCGACUCAUAUGCUGUCCCCGCCCUCUGCAGCGUUUACCUGACAUUUGCCGGGGGCGUCCUCGUCAUGGUCCUCUACUACGGCUUCCUGCACCCCGCCACCGCCCACCUCCAGCCCAGUCCCGCCUCUUCCUGCUGCGCCCAGCUGCUCUGGGGUCUUCCGCUUCCCCCGUCGGCACCACCCACUGCCCCGCCCACCCCCGCCCACAUGACCAAGUCCCAGACGGAAGAGGACGUAGCCGAGACGUGCCUUCCCGUCUUCCAGGUGAGGUCUGCCCCCCCAGCCUCCAAGCCCGAAGGCCCGCUGAUAAAAAUCGACAUGCCCAGGAAGCGCUACCCGGCGUGGGACGCGCACUACGUGGACCGGCGCCUGCGGAGGACUAUCAACAUCCUGCAGUACAUCACGCCGGCCGCCGUGGGAAUCCGUUAUCGUGAUGGACCGUUACUGUAUGAGCUGUUGCAGUACGAGUCCUCACUCUGACACACAAACACACACACACAUACAGAGGUACACCUGAGCACAUACAGAACUAUAAAAUGUACACGUGGAUGUUGAAACUUAGAGAACAUAAAGGAAAAAAGUCAUGAGCAAAAGUUCUCACUUGAUAUAAGCACAUGCACACUAAAGCAGCAAUCUCACUAUAAAGCACACACACACACGCACACUCACUUCUUGUAAGUCCCGUGGCCAUGACUCAGCAAGCUUCUUCAGCCCAUCUUCUUCUUUCUCUCCAUUCAGCUCCUCUAAUCACUCUUCACUUGGUCUCGUUUUUAUGAAUUUCCCUUCCACACCCUAUUGUGGAGGAAAAAAAAGAAAUUUACAAAGAGAAAUGACCACAUUUCAGCAGCAGCACCUGACUGCAUCAUUUAUGUUGCGAUCGUCAUGUGUUGAGUAGAAUAAAACAAUGUGACAAAAGAAAUGAAAAAAAGUCACUUAAAAAAAAUAAAAGGGAAUGUGAACACGUGGUUAGUCUAGUCAAAGGGUCCUGUAAAUAUUUUCUAUGUGCCGAGCAGAUCAUUUUGAUGUAAUGUCACUUUGUGGCUGGAUAAAGACCUUAAAGACAGUUUUGAGAGUUUGUUAUGAAGGUUACCAGGGACUAAAGCAGUGCAAAAGAGGAAUGAAGGAGACAGAAGCCUCAUCUUAAAUUUUUCUCAUUCAAUUUGUUCAGAAGAAGGAAGUCAUUAGAGAAGUAGCUGAAUGUCACUGACCACAAGUGGAAAAAAGCAUCAGGGCUAAUUGUUUAUCACCUGAAUCUUCAAAUUUAAACUUUUCAUAAUAUGACUAAAUGGUACACUUUAUACAGGAAGUAUUAGCUUAUAUUAACCAGUUAUGGUUUGCCUGGAUAAAUUCAAACAAACCUACUCAAUCAAUACCAUUCACAAAAUAUAAAAGUGACUCAAUAACUAGUUUUCUGAAUCUUGAAGAUGUAACUACAGAAAUGGGGUUACAUGUCCGUUUUUCAAACCUUUGCCUUACUUAAACCGAUAAAAAACACCUCGUCCAAAGAACAAAAAGCCUCUUACUUCUUUAAAGCAGUGGCUCUCUCAUAUCAUAAUAUAUAAUGAAUAAAAAUAAUCACAAUACAAAAGCUGUUACCAGAGAUAAACACAGCUGUCAAAAGUAAAUCGUACAAUCUCCUUGUUUAAUUAUCUUAUUAUCAAUGUUCCAAUAAGAAUAAGAAUAAUAUAUUAAGUGUUCCUUAAACUGCCAUCAGAAAGAAUUCACACCCUUUAGUUUUCCUAUAAUUCUUUACAUUACUUGUUCUUGAACUGAUUUCAGUAGAUUUUUUUUCUUUUAAACAAUCUUAACAAAACAGCUCAUAAUGACAAAGUGAAACGUUUUGUAAAAUGAUCAAAAAAUUUAAUGUAAUGGGAUUUGCACUGAUCAUCCUCUAGAUGCUUCUGCAGAUUGAUUUGAGUCUCUCUCUAAGAGGGGUGAACAAGAACCCAAUGGUAAAUUGGGCAGACCUCUUGUGAAGACAGGAGGUCAAUCAUUGCCAACACACUCCAAAGGUCAGGCCUUUAUGGUAGAGGGGCCACAUGCAAGCCUCUCAUCACUUAAAGCCACAAGGCAGCCAGCUGGAAUUUAGCCUAAAAUCAUCUUAGAGGUUGUCAAACGAGGAGAAACAAAAUUCUGAUGAAUUCUGAUGAGUGUGAUGAAGCUAUAACAGAACGUUUUAACUAGAAUUCAAAGCAUCAAGUUUGGAGAAAUGCAGCACUGCUCAUCACCUAGUUAACACCAUCCCUACUUUGAAGCAUGGUGGUGGCAGUAUCAUGCUGUGUGCAUGUUUUUGUGCAGAGGGAAUUUGCAUUUAUUUACUAGCUAAAGUGGUUCCGAACUGAUAUAGGAAAUGGCCGCUUUCCUUACGGUUUAACUCAAGUGUUUUUUUGUAACUCUUGAAAUGCUAAAAAUAUACAAAAACUGAGGGAAAACCUUUAACAAUUUGGAAAAAUUGUUGUCUACAUAGCUCCAAUUAUUGGUCAGAGAUUUUAGCAAAAUUAGGAAACUAUAAUUAUACUAUUCUAUAAUUAUAAUUAUAAUGUUAACAAAUACUCCAAUAGAUGGGCAAAUCUUUGAAUUCCGAAAUGAUUUUUUUACUUUAACUAAGACCUCUUUUAUUUUUUGCCGGAGGCGUUAGCAUUUGAAUAGGAAGAUUUGUUCUUUUAAUUUCAAUAAACCUUAUUUAUUAGCUUUGUAGUUCUAAUUUAAGAUAUAUUUUCAGAGUACAGCAGAUACACCUAAAUGUUUUGGACUAAACAAUGCUGCUCGUAUAUUAUGAAAGAAAUACAGUAAUUAAAAACAAAGCAGAAACAUAACAUUUCAUGCUAGUCAAUAGAUAUGAAGCAGCAUAAUAUGCUUAUCACAUCGUAUUGUGUAUGUGUUAUCUAACUGUUCAUUUUCCAGUUUGACUUGCAAGGGUUGUGGGAGGCUUUAAUAUUUUAUUCAGACUGUCAAAACUGCUAACACUUGGUAAAUUGGUUCACGUCAGUGGCAGACGACAGCAAAAAUGCCAGAUCUGGAAUUUACAGCACAGAGCAAAUGCAUGACUAAUUUUUUCUGACCUAUGCGUAGAGUUUCUGUGGGAUGUCCUACGCUAACAGGAGUUCAGCAACAAAAGCCGAUAUGAAACAGUUGUGGACUUUAAUCGUCACGACCCCCCCUGGAUGACUUAUCUUCUCAUGCAUCACUUCCAGUAUCAACUCCUCCAAAAGCCACCCACGGCUGAGCUGUGAUGUGUGGCUCAUUAUUUAUUUAUUUUUGGUUUGUUUAUCCCUGGUAUACAAGCUGUUACAGUGGAAGGGGACAGCAAAUGGUGCCGAUGCAUCAAUCACGGGCUCGUCUGGAACGAUGGAGAAAUGACACGCUGUCCGGGGGGGGCUUGCUCUCACACCACAGGGUGAAGUGUAGAAAAACAUGUUUUUGCCAUGCACUUGCAUUUCAAAACGGGGGCAGGUGAAACACAAAUACAUACAUAUGUUGCCAAAAUAAUUAAAAAGAAAUAUAACAUUUAGAGGUAAAACGAUAGUAUUUUGUCUUUUUUUUUCUAAAUUGUCCCUUAGCCAUUCAUAUUUAAGAUAGAUGCCCUGUGUCUACGUUCAAAAGUCUUACUAAAGUUACCAUCUGCUAAAAAGCUUUCAUAUGGGUUUCAAAUGAUUCUUGAAUACAUUUGGUCGUCUCUAGUUCAAAAUUUGUAUUACUUACACUAGCAUUUCUCAAAUUUUAAGAUUUCCAAGGACCCACAUAUUGACAGACAUUAUAAAACAGUCAUGCAACAGGACUUCAAUUUCCCUCAAGUCUGUAUUCAAGCUGGAAAAGUUGUGGUUGGUUACGAGACAUGACCUCACAAUCCAAUAUGGCGGUUUUGAUAAAUUUGAUCUCUUUUUAAAUAUUUUAUGUGCAGUAAUUUACAACCAUUAGUUAAGAAUCGGGGGUUUUUCUGCAUGGAGUUUGCAUGUUCUCCCCGUGCAUGCGUUGGUUCUCACCGGGUACUCCGGCUUCCUCCCACAGUCCAAAGACAUGCCUGUUAGGUUAA